AUGGACGAGCCAUUCCCGGAUGUCACACGCUAUCACCGGCUUGUAGGUAAGUUAAUAUAUCUUACCAUCACGCGACCUGACAUAUGCUAUGCUGUGAACCAGGUUAGUCAGCACAUGAAGGCUCCAAGCAAGUACCAAGGGAUCAUGGUCGAAGGAAUUCUAAGCUAUCUCAAAGGCAGUCCGGGUCAAGGCAUUUGGAUGGGCAAGAAUGAUAAUACUGAACUAGUAGGCUAUUGUGAUGCGGACUACAAUGGGGAUACUUUGGAUAGGAGGUCAACCACUGGAUAUUGUACCUUCAUCGGUGGGAACCUAGUUACAUGGAAGUCAAAGAAGCAGAAGGUGGUAUCUUGCUCAAGCGCCGAAGCCGAGUAUCGAGCAAUGAGGAAGCUAACCAACGAAUUGACUUGGUUGAAGGGGCUUCUCAAGGAUCUUGGUAUUGACUCAAAACAACCGAUUACGAUACAUUGUGACAAUGAGGCUGCAAUUCACAUAGCCACCAACUCUGUCUUCCAUGAGAGAACCAAGCACAUUGAAAGUGAUUGCCACAAAGUUAGGGAGAAGAUUGAGGAAGGAGUUAUACUACCGUGUCACACUCGGAGUCAAGAUCAGUUGGCCGAUAUCUUCACCAAAUCUACAAGUCUUAAGGUUUGUGACUACAUUCAUACCAAACUUGGGCUUGUAGACAUUACAAGACCUUGA
This is a messenger RNA of Camelina sativa (false flax), 699 nucleotides long. NCBI's taxonomy places the organism in Eukaryota, Viridiplantae, Streptophyta, Magnoliopsida, Brassicales, Brassicaceae. The record is from RefSeq and is a predicted model, not a curated record.